Desarmillaria tabescens is the source of this 1060-nucleotide messenger RNA. RefSeq lists its product as uncharacterized. The record is from RefSeq and is a predicted model, not a curated record. The transcript has 4 exons. The coding region runs from base 347 to 898 and encodes 183 amino acids. Lineage: Eukaryota; Fungi; Basidiomycota; Agaricomycetes; Agaricales; Physalacriaceae.
CACGCUGAUCAGAUGUUUCAAUAAGCCUUUUUGCCAAAGUUUCGACAGAAUCGAAAUCGACGGGAGGCGAUGGCUGUUUGUGGAAUUUUUGAGGCUGACGCUGGAAUUUCGAACGCUGGACGCCUGCCGGUGUUCUUUGCUGCCUGUCGUUAUGUUUGGGUGAGUCGGCUUGAGAAUGGACACAGUGGGCGACACGAAGGUCGGAUAGAAGGGAACCACGUAACGCAGCACAUCGGUGGACGUUGUACAUGGACUACCUUCCUUGUCAAGCGCGAAUGGCUGGGAGAAAGUUUUUCGGCAACUUCCGUUCUUCGAUCAAUUUCAAAAACAUCUACUUUUCUCCUCCAUGUUUAAAAGAGUGGACAGGCGUUUAAAAAGGAAAGCCGAGGACGAGGCCUUGGGAAUCGACGGUGAAUUCAAGCAAGCGCUUGGUAUCCCGGAUACCGAUUCAGACGAGUCUGAUUCAAGCUCGGAUUCUUCUGAGGAUGAAGCCCAAGCAGAGGAAGUGGAAGUUGAAGACGGUAGCGGGGAUGACGAUGACGAGGCAGAAGUGAGGACAGUAGCCCAAAUCCUCGAAAAUCCUCUCUACAAUAGCCCCCAAGACAUCGACAUGACAGCAUGUUUCGUUUGUCCAGCAAAACUUUUCAAGGGCCCGUCGAUGAUCCAAAUUCAUCUACAGUCUAAACAUCAUAUUCGAAGGUUCUCUAAAUUCAAACAACGCUCUGCUCUAGCGAGCCCCCAGGACGAUGCUAGGGAGCAUGUUCCGUCUUCGAAAGAUGUCAACGAGUCCUCGGAAGGACUUUCCAAUCGUGCAAAGAAAAAGAACACAAGGCGUGCAUCUCAAGCGGAAAAAAGGACUGAAGCAGGCAGCCUUCCUAGCGCGAAAGACAAAGCGUGAGGCCACGUCACAGAAGACUGAAGGCCUACAAGACCGAACUGCCUCUAAAUCUUCGUCACAGAACCCUCCUCCGAAAGGAGGAAAGGUUCCUACCAGGAAGAAGCGACGAACGGAAAAGCCCAAGUCUCUAUCACCUUGACGAGCCCCUAGUAGCUAGUACGA